AUGGGUCAGCUGGAGGAGGAGGUGGGCGGGGCCGAGGAGCUGGAGUGCGGCAUCUGCUGCCUGCCUUUCGACUGCUGCGGGCGGGCGCCGCGCAGGCUCGGGAGCGCGCACGGCUCGUGGAAGCCCUCGCGGUGCCGUCACGUGCUCUGCAGCGCCUGCGUGUGCCAGCUGGCGCGCGAGGGCGGCUGGGAGGCGGUCACGUGCCCUUACUGCCGCACCGUCACGUCCCUCCGCGAGCGGAGCCACUUCCUGGUGGCCGGCGUGCGGCGCAGCAGCGGCUACGGCCGGCGGCGCCUCGUCCUGCCGCCCAUCGACACCGAGCUCUGGCAGCGCGUCGUCCUGGCCGAGAGGGAGCGCCAGAGAGCCGGCCUCCCCGCGGACGAACCCCCCGGCGAGGAGCGGGACGACGACGCCGGGCAAUGGCGGAUCUGGAGGGCCCUCAAGCGGCUCCUGAAGGGAGGAGCCGGCCGCGGCGCGCAUGCGCACAGGAGGAGCCACUCCGCGCCCCCUCGCUACUGCCCGCCAAUCAACCCAUAUGCACCUGAGAUAAAGGACUUGGCACUCAUGAGCUAUGUCAUCUGAGGACUAGUUGGCCCCAACACACGUUCUAACUUCAUGCAGCUGGCCGACAGCUGUGAGCUUUGGAAUACGUCAGCCUCUGCCAGUCGGGUCAGCAUCCAGCAGAGUUUUUUUGGUUUACUAUUGAAAUUUUUCAUCACAAGCCAAUUGAAGCUGGUGGGCUUCUGUGACCCAAGAAGAAUUAGGGACGCCGUCUUUCACACUGUGGGCCACUGCUUCUUGUCCAACAUGAGAUGCCCCAGAAGAAAAGGCGGUAGAAAGAUGAAAACAGGCUCUUAAGGAUAUGUUAGGUCCUGUGAGAGAACCAGGGUGGCUUCCCUUCUGGAUUAAAUCAUCAGAGCUGCAAUUGUUAUUGUAUUCUAAUUUGUCUGAUACGCCUUUUGGAACAGUUCUGAGUCAGCAAACCCCCACAUCGUCUCCAAACUGCACUCCCAGACCCCUCUCCCCCUGGCAAGUUUCAAGAGAUUGAGACCAUAUGGCUAAGAUGUUGCUCAUGAGAGCAACUCAAAGGGCACUUAGUUUUUCUUCGGCGGGAGCACCGUUUUUAUGAAACGUAUUGGAAAAGUUAGACACGGACCUUAUUGCAGUCUCUGGUAUUUGGUUUCCGUCCUCCAUCAUUUUGUCUUUCAAAUGAAAAUUUUGUUUUAUGUUUGGCAUACUUUUUCUAUCCUUGAGAUAGAAAAGACUUAAUUAUUAUUAUACUUUCACUGAGAAUGAUAUUUUGCAGAGGGCAAGAAGACAGGGCUGUGCUCUGAUGAUGUUACAAUUUAGAAUUUGGCCUAAGGAAGAUCCUAAAAGGCAGAAGGAAAAGGAGGAGAGUGUGUUGUUCAUUUUCUACCUCGAUUCUCUUGAAGGGCAGGUAGGACAGGAUUGUACCAUUUGCUCUCCAAAGGGGAGAAGGGCUAGUAGUUGUGCCAAAAGUGUCACGGAAGAGGGGGUUGGGGGCUUGAAGGCAUCAAGGGAUGGCAGGAGGUAGUUCUGGACACGAUGGGUAGAGUCAUUGGAGGGGGCAGAAUGCUACCCCAUGGCUGGAAGUGCAAAGGCACCAGACGGGGUUGGGUUUGAUGAAAAGCACACAAGUAAGGAGGGGGCAAGGCCCUACGAAGCCUAUGCGGAGGGGGUUAUGUUAGAUUCAAGCAUGUGAGGAUUUAAGCAGAGCCGUGGCAAGACCCGUGCUGGAUGGAAGCAAGGCCAGAGUCUUUGGAGUAUUGUAAAGCAAGGAACGGCAUGAGUGAAGAGUGGGAAACAAAGCAGAAGGAAUGGUUGGAGAGAAGAUCCAGGUUUCAUGCCUGUUCCAGAGGUUGGAAGGAGACGUUGGUGAUGGACGAGGAGAAUAUACGGAAAUGGCAGUGGUCCACCUGGUCAGCAUCGUCUUGGCUGUGGCCUAGAAGAGCAUUAUCGGCUUCUUCGGAAGAUUUCCCAGGCACAUCAUCCCAUUUGCAGCGAGUCAGACUGUUUUUAUGGGGUGCAAGAGAGAGCCAGGAACCGGCAGUAAAACACUAGCUUGGCCUGGAGUCGGUGGGACCCAGAUCCUUUCCUGGCCAGGCAGAAGACAGCUCCAAAUGAGGCCCUGAGCGCCAAUCCUAGCUUUGCCCUCUCUCACCAAACCACCCUUCGUUCUUUUUAUCGCAUUCAUUAUAAGCUGCGGGGUGGAUUAUUAUUAUUUAUUACAUUUGAUAAACCGCUCACCCCCAAAGGGCUCCGUAAUCAUUCUCUGUGACAGAAAUCCCCUUUGGAAACGAAAUGUACGUGGAGGGACAUUCUUUCACGGAUGCAGUUUUCUCGCAGGGAAGGCCAGGUUAUAAGUACUGUUAACUAUUUUUUUUUUUUUAAAGAAGCAUUUCUGUGAAAUGUGUUCUUCGUUUCAUAUUUAUUGUGGUGAGUUCUUUUGCGGUCGACAUUUUGCCAGUUGUAACUUAUUUAAAUUAAAACCUAAGAUUUGAAA
Messenger RNA from Sphaerodactylus townsendi, 2524 nucleotides. RefSeq names its product ring finger protein 227 (gene RNF227). The transcript has 2 exons. Gene Ontology annotation, biological process: protein ubiquitination. Bases 1 to 582 code for a protein of 193 amino acids. The record is from RefSeq and is a predicted model, not a curated record. Gene Ontology annotation, molecular function: ubiquitin protein ligase activity. NCBI's taxonomy places the organism in Eukaryota, Metazoa, Chordata, Lepidosauria, Squamata, Sphaerodactylidae.